UAAGAGCACUGACUGCUCUUCCAGAGGUCCUGAGUUCAAAUCCCAGCAACCACAUGGUGGCUCACAACCAUCUGUAAUAAAGUCUUAAAAAAAAAAAAAGAUUAAAAAAAAAAAAGAAGAAGAUCAAGGAACUCCAAUCCAACCUAGAAUGACUUUUUUUUAAAAUAAUAUUUAUUUAUUAUAUAUAAGUACACUGUCGAGCCAUUGCAGUACAUUGAGCUCCAUAGAGACAGCGCCGGGGCAAGCGAGAGCCGGACGGGCACUGGGCGACUCUGUGCCUCGCGAAGGAAAAUCAACUAAACAUGGGCAAAGGAGAUCCUAAGAAGCCGAGAGGCAAAAUGUCCUCAUAUGCAUUCUUUGUGCAAACCUGCCGGGAGGAGCACAAGAAGAAGCACCCGGAUGCUUCUGUCAACUUCUCAGAGUUCUCCAAGAAGUGCUCAGAGAGGUGGAAGACCAUGUCUGCUAAAGAAAAGGGGAAAUGUGAAGAUAUGGCAAAGGCUGACAAGGCUCGUUAUGAAAGAGAAAUGAAAACCUACAUCCCCCACAAAGGGGAGACCAAAAAGAAGUUCAAGGACCCCAAUGCCCCCAAGAGGCCUCCUUCGGCCUUCUUCUUGUUCUGUUCUGAGUACCGCCCAAAAAUCAAAGGCGAGCAUCCUGGCUUAUCCAUUGGUGAUGUUGCGAAGAAACUAGGAGAGAUGUGGACCAACACUGCCGCGGAUGACAAGCAGCCCUAUGGGAAGAUGGCCGCCAAGCUGAAGGAGAAGUAUGAGAAGGAUAUUGCUGCCUACAGAGCUAAAGGAAAACCUGAUGCAGCGAAAAAGGGGGUGGUCAAGGCUGAGAAGAGCAAGAAAAAGAAGGAAGAGGAAGACGACGAGGAGGAUGAAGAGGAUGAGGAAGAGGAGGAAGAAAAGGAAGACGAAGAUGAAGAAGAAGAAGAUGAUGAUGAAUAAGUUGGUUCUAGCGCAGUUUUUUUUCUUGUCUAUAAAGCAUUUAACCCCCCUGUACACAACUCACUCCUUUUAAAGAAAAAAAUUGAAAUGUAAGGCUGUGUAAGAUUUGUUUUUAAACUGUACAGUGUCUUUUUUUGUAUAGUUAACACACUACCGAGUGUGUCUUUAGCUAGCCCUGUCCUGGUGGUAUUUUCAAUAGCCACUAACCUUGCCUGGUACAGUCUGGGGGUUGUAAAUUGGCAUGGAAAUUAAAGCAGGUUCUUGUUGGUGCACAGCACAAAUUAGUUAUAUAUGGGGACAGUAGUUUGGUUUUUGGUUUCUUUUUUUUUGUUUUUGUUUUUUUUUCCUUUUGGUUUUUUUUUUUUCCAUCUUCAGUUGUCUCUGAUGCAGCUUAUACGAAGGUAAUUGUUGUUCUGUUAACUGAAUACCACUCUGUAAUUGCAAAAAAAAUGGCGGCUGUUUUGUUGACAUUCUGAAUGCUUCUAAGUAAAUACAAUUUUUUUUAUUAAAAAAAAAAAAAG
Molecule: messenger RNA, 1471 nt
Organism: Rattus norvegicus (Norway rat)
Lineage: Eukaryota; Metazoa; Chordata; Mammalia; Rodentia; Muridae
Source: RefSeq, a predicted model, not a curated record